Messenger RNA from Lepisosteus oculatus (spotted gar), 3093 nucleotides. The record is from RefSeq and is a predicted model, not a curated record. NCBI's taxonomy places the organism in Eukaryota, Metazoa, Chordata, Actinopteri, Semionotiformes, Lepisosteidae.
GCUGCACGUGACUCCGCCGCGUGACGUUCCGCAAAUAAAACAGGAAACACCGGAGCUUGUGUGAUUCUCAGACAAGUGUGUGUUUCUUUCCUGCUUACAAAUUAAAAAGUGCAAAUAAAGACAUGGACGAGGAUGGACUGCCAAUCGUGGGAUCGGGAAUUGACCUGACAAAGGUUCCAGCCAUUCAGCAGAAGAGAAUCGUUGCGUUUCUCAACCAGUUUAUUGUACACACGGUUCGGUUUCUCAACCGGUUCUCCACGGUGUGCGAGGAGGUAAGUGCUGCUCCGCUUGUGUUAGUUGUGUCGCUGGCUUCACGCUGCUCCGAUGUGUUGUGCCUGUGUAAGAUUGCACGGCUAAGACCACUUGCUCUGCCUCUCUCCUCUAUUCCUGGUCUGGAAGACGUGAGGGUGGAGAGGUCCGCUCAGAGACAGGUGUCGGAGCCCAACGGUCCAGUGUCCACGCCAGUGCAGGCCCCGUCUUCGGCAGUCCCGGCCCCCACUGAGCCCCAGCAGAGGCCGCCGGAAGCAGCGGAGCAGCCGCGCUCGGGAGCCGCCGGCGACGACGUCCUGACCGUUGCCAAGGACCCGCGGUACGCCAGGUACCUGAAGAUGGUGCAGGUGGGUGUUCCAGUCAUGGCUAUAAAGAACAAGAUGGUUUCUGAAGGGCUGGAUCCUUCACUGCUGGACACCCCCGACGCCGCCGUGCCAGACGCGGGCGCUCCCGGCGCGGGGGAGGAAGACGACGGCAGCUCCGGCAGCGAGUCCUCGUUCAGCGACUGAGGCCUCGUGGCGGCGGGGGGGGCUCCGCGGCGCCCCCUCUUGACUGCGGCGUGCGAAGGCGGCCGGCAGACUGGAAGAUCCGGGAGAGACGCCACUGACGAGGACGGCCGAGAGAGAGCUUGGCCUUCAGGCGGGUUCGAAUCAAACGAUCUACAGGGUCUCUUACCGAAAAGAGUCUGAAGGAGAUUUCUGCUGAGAACAGCUGAUUUAGCAGUGUUGACACUAAAAGAAUGUAUUGCUCUUGUUGAAAUCUUGUGGUCUGCAAUUUUCACAUCCAAUCACUUCACAUCUAAUCAAGAACAUUGAUGAUCUGAUGAUCUGAGCCUAGCUUUUUCUAUAGGCAGGUUUCCAGUCCACUUGACUGUAUCACGUGAAAAGAAACACCAGAGAGUCCAUUUUGAUGUCCUAAACGCUGGAUAGUUUGUUCUAAACCAGUUACUUUCUCUCUAAAUUGUGUGUCAUGGUUCUUGUCUAAGAUAUUUAUUAACCCUUUGUUUAAAAUGACUGAGUUUUAUGUGUACGUGUUUAAUCCUGGCUGUUUUUUCAUUAACCACUGUUCCAAUUAUAAAUGGACUGUCUGUGCGGUGACAGGCAGUACGGAUUUGACCCUUUCACUGCUGUACACAAGUACUGCCCAUUCAUCUGAUGACCCAGUGUAACUGAAUGUUAUCAUUCACAGCUGAAAUGUGUUCUUGCAGAUGGCACGGUGGCACAGAGGUCAGCAUCGCAGUAUCACAGCACUGUGGCUCUGGGUUCAUUUCCUGGGGUGCUGUCUGUGUGGAGUUUGCAUGUUCUCCCUGUGUUCAAGUAGCUAUCCUCCAGGUGCUCUGGUUUCCUCCUUCAGGCCAAAGGACCUGGUAUGAGUGUGCAUCUGUGUGGCUGCCCUGCAGUGGAUUGGUGUCCUUUCCAGCGAGUAUCCUGCCUUGUUCCCAUAGCUUCCCGGGAUAGACUCCAGGCCAACAUGCCCCUGAAGCGGAUAAGUCUGGAGUGAAGAGCCUUUUAUUUGAGACAAUGAGAUUGUGCUCAGAACAGUAGAAACCUUUCUGAUGAGUAUUGAACUUGUAAAGACUGAAAGUCUUCGGUUUCCCUCUUCUGGGAUGAGUAUAGUAUUGGGUGGAACAGGAGCAUACAGUUCAAGUGGAAUUAAGAACAAAUGUAGUUAGUCCCCAGAAUAAAAAAAUACUUAAAAUGUUUUUUUUUCUUUUGAAUUUAUGGCCUGUUUUCAUGUGCACUGUUGUAACACACGGUGGGAGGUUGUUUUGAAAACCUUUAAUGAUGAUGAAACACUAGAGCCUUUAUUUUGCACUAACAGAGUACAAACUCUUCCGUAGCUUAGAGGACAGGCCAGAAAGAGCCAGCUGUGGACCAGCUGCCCACGGUCCGUUACUUUUGCAAUCUUCUGAUCUUACCAGGUUGUCCAAUUAUGGUUUUGUGCAGUGUGUGCAUAAAGCUUUAUCUCAUGCAUAUGAUUAUCCAUUUUAAUAAUUUUUAAAGAUAAUGAGUGAGAUGCCUUUAUAGAGCAAUGAUUCAGACCUCAAGUCUGCAGUCUGAGGUCACUGCUCACUGAAAAUCUUGCCUUCUUCCUCUUCGCAGCUGGCAGGGAGCCCAGGUUCAGGUUGUAAAGGUCAAAACAAUUUGAAAGUCAAGACUGCUAGUUAUUUUAUUCUAGCUAUGGAAGAGACUGCAGCUGGAUUUAGAUUUGCUACCUUGCAAAUGUUGCAGCUUUGAAUCUCAAUUCUUACAUAGCAAAAUUGAAUUGUGCCGAAUUGUCUUCAUUGCACCAGCUGCAGAUUUAGAUUAGAAGACCUUUAUUAUCCCAAACCUUUGAAAUUCAUUUGGCACUGUUGCUUCAUAACCAUCACCAAUAGAAAUAUGCAUACAAGUACAGAAAAAUACAAUAAAUGCACCUGGAAAUCCUACAAGAUAUAUCAUAUAACUCUACAGUUAUUCAGUACAUUUGAACAAUUAGGGGAUUGUAGAUGCAGACGUGCUCCUCUGACAGUGUCACUAUACAAUAUUAUGGCCACAUUCUGCACCAGGAAUAAAUGAGCUUCCAUGUCUGGUGGUGUUUGUGUUGCAAAAGAUGGCAGUUCCACCUUCUGCUGUAUCUACACAACCUGCUAUAAAGAAGUUGACUUAAUGUACAUCUCACUUUAUCUUUUAUUUUUUUCCUUCAGAACCUUUUUAUUCAAAGACAGUCAUUUGGCUACUGUAAAUAAUUCUACUGGCUUGUGUGACAGCUUUCUCCAGUUUAUUCUGAUCUCUCAUCCACAUGUCACUAUACACUAAUGAGGCAAAAGAGGAGAAUUCACUA